CACCACCCUUAUGGCAGAAAGUGAAGAAGAACUAAAGAGCCUCUUGAUGAAAGUGAAAGAGGAGUGUGAAAAAGUUGGCUUAAAGCUCAAUAUUCAGAAAACUAAGAUCAUGGCAUCCGGUUCCAUCACUUCAUGGCAAAGAGAUGGGGAAACAAUGGAAACAGUGGCUGACUUUAUUUUUUUGGGCUCCAAAAUCACUGCAGAUGGUGACUGCAGCCAUGAAAUUAAAAGAUGCUUACUUCUUGGAAGGAAGGUUAUGACCAACCUUGACAGCAUAUUAAAAAGCAGAGAUAUUACUUUGUCAACAAAGGUCUGUCUAGUCAAGGCUGUGGUUUUUCCAGUGGUCAUGUAUGGAUGUGAGAGUUGGACUAUAAAGAAAGCUGAGCGCAGAAGAAUUGAUGCUUUUGAACUGUGGUGUUAGAGAAGACUCUUGAGAGUCCCUUGGACUGCAAGGAGAUCCAACCAGUCCAUCCUAGGGGAGAUCAGUCCUGGGUGUUCAGUGGUAAGACUAAUUUUGAAGCUGAAACUCCAGUCCUUUGGUCACCUGAUGCAAAAAGCUGACUCACUGGAAAAGACUCUGAUGCUGGGAAAAAUUGAGGGCAGGAGGAGAAGGGGACGACAGAGGAUAAGAUGGUUGGAUGGCGGCACUCAGCGGCGGCCACAGCGCAGACCAGACUUCACUCGCUCGCAGCUUGCUCCGCGCCCUCUGCAACAAUGUCUGACAAGCCUGAUAUGGCGGAGAUUGAGAAGUUCAAUAAGUCGAAAUUGAAGAAAACGGAAAUGCAAGAGAAAAACCCACUGCCUUUGAAAGAAACGAUUGAACAGGAGAAGCAAGCAGGUGAGUCGUAACGAAGCCUGCGCCGCCAGUAUGCACUGUACAUUCCACAAGCAUUGUCUUCUUAUUUUACUUCUUUUAGCUGUUUAACUUUGUAAGAUGCAAAGAGAUUGGAUCGAGUUUAAAUGACUGUGCUACCCCUUUUCACAUCAAAGAAUGGAGAACUACUGACAACGUAGGCCGUGCCUGCCUCUCCCAUCUGCCUAUGUGGCUGGCAGGGAAGGAAAAGAACUUGCAUGUUGGUGAAGGAGGAAGCUGGGUGGGACGACAGUGAAAUCUAGAGUAAAAAGCUGGUCCAAGGUGUUCUGCGGGCUGUAAAAUGCAGUUUAAUCAGAGUGCCAUUUUUUUGUUGUUGUUCAAAUGAUUUUAAUUAUUGGAAUGCACAAUUUUUUUAAUAUGCAAAUAAAAAGUUUUAAAACCGGAAAAAAAAAAAAGAU
Dama dama (fallow deer) is the source of this 1272-nucleotide messenger RNA. RefSeq names its product thymosin beta-4-like. Gene Ontology annotation, molecular function: actin monomer binding. Lineage: Eukaryota; Metazoa; Chordata; Mammalia; Artiodactyla; Cervidae. Bases 631 to 849 code for a protein of 72 amino acids. The record is from RefSeq and is a predicted model, not a curated record. The transcript has a single exon. Gene Ontology annotation, biological process: regulation of cell migration; actin filament organization. Gene Ontology annotation, cellular component: cytoplasm.